This is a messenger RNA of Vicia villosa (hairy vetch), 1555 nucleotides long. Its product is annotated as chlorophyll synthase, chloroplastic. The transcript has 15 exons. Gene Ontology annotation, molecular function: chlorophyll synthetase activity. Gene Ontology annotation, cellular component: membrane. The record is from RefSeq and is a predicted model, not a curated record. The coding region runs from base 62 to 1195 and encodes 377 amino acids. Gene Ontology annotation, biological process: chlorophyll biosynthetic process. Lineage: Eukaryota; Viridiplantae; Streptophyta; Magnoliopsida; Fabales; Fabaceae.
CCAACAACAUCGAUAACACUUAGCUUCUUCAGUCUGUGGCAUCUCGAAGCUCUUGUCUUCAAUGGCUUCCCUUAUUAACAUGGUUUCAGUUUCACCAAGAAGAUUAACAUCCACAACAACAAGAACCUCUUCACUUCAAACACGACCAAGUUUUUCACCGUUUUCUGUCUCAUUUCCUAAGAGAAGAUUAACAGUUAGAGCAGCUGAAACUGAUGCAAAUGAAGUUAAAUCUGAGGCACCCGGUACGGCGCCGGCUAAAAAUGGAUCAAGCUUCAAUCAGCUUCUUGGUAUUAAAGGAGCUUCUCAAGAAUCAAAUAUAUGGAAGAUUCGUCUUCAACUGACAAAGCCGGUAACUUGGCCUCCAUUAGUUUGGGGUGUAGUUUGUGGGGCUGCUGCUUCUGGAAAUUUCCAUUGGGAGUUUGGGGAUGUUGCUAAAUCAAUUUUAUGCAUGAUGAUGUCUGGUCCAUUCCUUACAGGAUAUACACAGACUCUGAAUGAUUGGUAUGACCGAGAAAUCGAUGCAAUAAAUGAACCUUAUAGACCGAUUCCUUCUGGUGCAAUAUCUGAGAACGAGGUAAUCACUCAAAUAUGGGUGCUGCUACUAGGAGGUCUUACUUCGGCGGGUAUAUUGGAUAUAUGGGCAGGGCAUGAUUACCCUAUACUUUUUUACCUGGCGUUGGGUGGAUCCCUGCUGUCGUAUAUAUAUUCUGCACCUCCUUUAAAGUUAAAACAAAAUGGAUGGAUCGGGAACUUUGCCCUUGGAGCAAGUUACAUUAGUUUGCCAUGGUGGGCUGGUCAAGCUUUGUUUGGGACUCUUUCCCCAGACAUUAUUGUUCUCACACUCCUUUACAGCAUAGCUGGCUUGGGAAUUGCCAUCGUUAAUGAUUUCAAAAGUGUUGAAGGAGAUAGAGCUCUAGGACUUCAGUCUCUUCCUGUCGCUUUUGGUGAGGAAACUGCAAAGUGGAUAUGCGUUGGCGCUAUCGACAUUACACAGUUAUCUAUCGCUGGAUAUCUACUUGGGGCUGGUAAGCCGUAUUACGCAUUGGCUCUGCUUGCCUUAAUAGUUCCACAAGUCGUAUUUCAGUUCAAGUAUUUCCUCAAGGACCCUGUGAAAUAUGAUGUUAAAUAUCAGGCUAGUGCGCAACCGUUUUUGGUUCUUGGUCUGUUGGUUACUGCUCUAGCAACAAGCCAUUGAUAAAAAGAUGUUGAAGGGACAGUCACACCAGUUAGAAGGAACUUAACAAAUUUGUGGCUUUUGUUAGUUACUUACAUUGAAGAUGCGUGCCAUAGUUUUUGUUUGUCACCCUGCAUACAGGGUUAUUAUUAAGGCUUAUACUCAUUUAACUUUUCUGUUUUUUUCCUCUUUUGUUCAUGUAUCUUCUCGUCCACUUAAGUUUUUGAUGAUUUCUAAGUUAAGGUUGAGCAAAGUAUAUUUUUUAGGAAGCUUUAAAUAAGAACAAUUGUACAAAAUGUAUUGCAGACAUAUUCACAUAUACAAUUCCCUUACAUGGUUUCUUCAUAACUGUGUAAAUAAAUUUCAUGCAUACUUCUCUCA